ACAACUCAUUACAUACACACACACACACACACGCACACAAUAGCAAAGGAUUUAUUUGCGUUACAUUUCCUAAAGGUGAUUUAUUAACAGUGAUUGAAAUAUUGUUUGUUCUGUAAUGUGUAUGAUUUAACAGUUUUGUAAAAAGUGUUUUUAACAGGACAUAAUGAUGUAAUUGUCAAUGUUCCCCUCACCUCACCACACCUGGUCCCGGGACAUGGCAAUGCUGUGUUACGAGUGUUCACUAUGAGGAGGAACCGAUGUCUGUACACGUUGUACGAGGGAACGUUGAACAAAUUAAAAUGAUUGUUACAUACUUUAUAUUUUGGCUGGUGGUGAGAGCGGCUACGACUGCGCCUCAGCUGAACGUCGACGGCUGCCUGACGGGGUAUAUGACGGAUGUGCAGACCUGGGUCGACGCUCGCGGUCGCCUAACCAAUACCGCACCGCGGGCCAACAGAGUGGACGUGUCCUACCAGAACGGGACAAUUCAGAAGCUCGUCGGUGCAUUGAGGGAGUUUGAAUGUACCCGGCAAGGCGCGGCCGGCGUCGUCAAGUACCUCAGCAUGGCGAGAUGUCAACUGCAGCAAGUGCCGAGGGUUUUUGGCUACGGCGAUACUUGCGGACAAAUACUUUCAACGACAGUAACAUACCUGACGCUGUACGGAAAUGACUUUGGGCCUAAAAGAUCUCACGAAGCAGUGAUAAAAAUAAAUAAUAAUAUUGACGAUUCAUGGUCAUUUGGAUUACGGGGAAUUCGCUUUCAAAAUCUCCGUGAGUUGGAUCUAAGGCUCUGUGGCAUCACUGAACUGGAGGAUGGCAUUUUCAGCAACAUGAUAAACCUUGAUAAGCUGUAUCUUGGAGAGAAUAAUAUAUAUACAAUCAGCGAACGCACCUUCAGGGGUCUAAUGAGACUACGCCAUUUAGAUAUAAGCAGAAUCGAUGGAGGUAUCCAUUUCGGCGAUGUAAAUGUUUUUACAGGAAUGGAAAGUUUGAAUGCAUUAGAUCUAUCUUUUACAAAGCUUGCCCAGCGCGACCUGCUCGCGCUCAGAGCCGCAACUCGAAGUUUGCAAACAUUGUCAAUUUGUCAUUCGGGAUUGUCAAAUCUGGGAACAAAUUUUUUUUCAAACACAUCAAUCAGAUUUCUAGAUGUUUCGGGAAACUCAAAUAUUUUUGACGAUAUUGGAGCUCUAAGGGGCCUCGAAUCCUCCUCGCAAGUGAUAUACGCUGGUGACGUCGCCUUGAGGCAUAUGCGAGUUUUUGAAAAUUUAACUUCGUUAGAAAUAUUACGAGUAUCCAAUAAUGAAAUUAGUUCCAUUGACAGAAAUACAAUUAGGAGCUUAAGAAAUCUUCAGGUCUUGAUUAUGGAUACGAAUAGGCUAACGACGUGGUUUACUCCGAUUAUAUCUUUGAUGCCGAGGCUGAAGUUAUUGUCGUUGAGAAAUAACAACAUUAACUUGAUAUCCGAGGACAUGGUAACCGAUUUUAGAAAUCUAUCGUACAUCGGAGUAUCGGGAAACAAUAUCGUGUGCAAUUGUAAUGCGAGAGAACUGUACGAAGUAGCCGCGAGGAACGAGAAUGUUCGAGCUGACUCUCUCAUCUACCCUCUGAACAAUAAGGAAGUGAAAAGCGUGUUGUACCACACGGGCUUCAAAGAUGUCAAUCGUAUGAUAGCAGAACGGAUGCGCCUGGAGCUGACUUGUUCCGACGGGGUGUGUGACGAGAGCGGUGCUAUCGAUGCGCCAGGUUCCUACCUCAUCUUUGACUACGACCUUUCAAAGUACCACUGCAUGCAGGCGAUGGAAGGGAGGUCUUUGGCAUUCGGCAGGGUACCGUUCUGUAAAACCCGCGAAGACAUCGACUACGAAGACGUUAUUGCCGAGACGUGGAAUACAUUGUAUUUGUUGACAGUGCCUGCAUUACUACUGCCUAUUUGUAUUUUAGGAUAUAUUUUUAGGUGGAAUGUCAGAUAUUUCUUUAUAACUAUAAGAAAUUCUGCAAUGUUGAGUUUAAUUAACAAAGACGAAGUUAUUGAUGAGAACACGAUAUUUAACUACGACGUGUUCGUGUCGUACUGCCACGAGGACCGUGACUGGGUGCUGGACCAGCUGCUGCCGCACGUCGAAGUCGACGCCAACGUCAGCGUCUGCCUGCACGAGAGGGACUUCAUGGUGGGAUUGUCAAUCCUCGAGAACAUAGUUUCAUGCAUGGAUCGCUCGAAGACUAUCCUGCUGAUCCUCUCGCAAAAGUUUCUGCUAAGUCAAUGGUGCCAGUUUGAAAUGCAUCUUGCGCAGCACAGGCUUUUAGAAACAAGACGUGAAGAUCUCAUCCUAGUUCUGCUAGAAGAGAUACCGCGUCGUGUCCGGCCCAACACGCUGCACUACCUCAUGAUGACCAAUACGUACAUCGUCUGGCCGCAGGAGGAGGCUGAACAACCCGUGUUCUGGAGACGAUUGAAUAAGAGUUUGAUCACGCACAAAAUGAGACAAAGCAGCACCGAUUCUUUGGCGUGAAUAAACAUUCUAGUUAAAAAAGGAUCUAAUUGACAAGAGGACAGUCAAAUCGCUAUGCUUAUUAUGUAGACUGAUUUACAGACAUUGAUGAAAGUUUUUUUUCUAUAUAUUAGGCUUUACACAAAUUAACAU
Molecule: messenger RNA, 2642 nt
Organism: Papilio xuthus (Asian swallowtail)
Lineage: Eukaryota; Metazoa; Arthropoda; Insecta; Lepidoptera; Papilionidae
Product: toll-like receptor 6
Exons: 8
Coding region: 258-2510 (750 amino acids)
Biological process (GO): signal transduction; inflammatory response
Cellular component (GO): plasma membrane
Molecular function (GO): protein binding; signaling receptor activity
Source: RefSeq, a predicted model, not a curated record